AUGGUAGCACGACUCGGCCGUCCGAUUCCCGUCGAUAUCGUCAUCCCCAACAUGACCCCACCAUCGCCUAUUGAGUCUUCGAGCAGCAACUACCACCACUCGCCCCCGCUGCGUCAGCUAAGAUUAGGUCGUGUCUCCCUCAAAUCUUGCCUUGGCGCCGUCUGCAUGGCUAGUCCCGAACUUCUGCCCGACGGUAAGAGGGAUUACAUCAUCUAUGCCGUCGACCCCGAGGAAACCAUGCGCGCACAGCAGCUCAGCUCUCCUUCCUCUCGUCGACACACCACGCCCACUCGCUCUUCCUCCAGCUCGUCACGUGAACACAACGACACCAGCGCUGCCAAGCUCAGCUCCAGUCCACUCCGUCCAAAAGACGCUCCCACUUCGAUCCUCGUCGGUAAGGGCUUCUUCAACUGGGCCUUGCACGAGGACGGCGACGGCCAAACUACCGUUACUGGCCGCAUCCGCUCGGACGGCAGACGCUUGCGCUACGACAAUGGCCGCGAAUACGAGGAUCACAUCGAAGUCCUUGAGGUCGUCAUCAAACUCAAAGAGUCUCAGGCAAGAAGCAAGGAUACCUACUUUGACCUCGUACGCGGCUUUUCGUCCGCUUCCAGCUUCAGUGCUGGCCCCAGCAACACUUCUGCCUCUUCCUCCACUAGUCUAUCCGCCCAUAGUGCGUCUUUACAAACUCAAGCCGUUCCAGCCACACGCCGCAUACGUUCCUCUCGCCAUGUCGAACCAGACUCGCAGCUCGCCUUCCAUUCCGAGCCGGACUAUCCAACCUCUUCCACCUCGUCUCAUGGCGCUCUUGAACCUCAGAUCCACAGACCUUCCGCACCUUUGCUUCCUCGUUCCAGACGCAAGGCCCACAAGGCUCGCGAUCGCGCCAUUCCUCCAAAAACCGCUCCUGAGCCUCGAGCUGCUUCGCCUAGCCUACCUACUCUCUCAUCUUUUUCCGCUGCAGCAUCACCACCAGCUGCGUCGGCUGCAUCUUUCAACUCUGCCCUAUCUUCAGCUCCCUCCAAUCCGUCCGCUGCGCAGCUCUUGACCAUCUUGCAGAGCCUUCAACAAAGGUCGUCCAAAUCUGCUCCUGAACCCGCCCAGCAAGCGCAGCUCGAAAGCCUCCUUCAGCAGGUCGCGCACGUCUUUUCCAAUUCUACGGCUCCUUCACCAGCUGCCGAUCCUACCCCGACAGCAGCACCAGCAGCAGCACCAGUAGCAGCAGCAACAACAACAACAGCAACAACAACAGCAACAACAGCAACAGCAACAGCAACAACAGCAACAGCAACAGCAACAACAACAACAACAACAACAGCAGCAGCAGCAGGCCGUGCAUCCACCUCCCCUGCUCUCUCCGCCUGUCCUUUGGAAACCAUCCCCGCGCCCAACUUUUGCUCGCCUGUGCCAUACGAACCAUCCCACCCGGGCAAGGAGAACAGUGCCACGGCAACUGCCUCCAACGACUCUCCUCAAACAGGCUACGCUAGCUCGCGGCGUCAAUCGACUGUCUCUCCCUCGUUUGAUGCACAAGACUCGCCCAGCACGUCACUCCAAUGCAAGGACGCAUCAAAUACGUCGAAUCGCAUCUGCUACAACUGCGGCACCGAUGGACCUACUACUUGGCGCAUUCUCAAGCUCCCUGCUGGCACGACCAUCAACAACCCAGCUGCAGAGAAAAUUUCCACUGGUGAUGUCAACACCCACAAGUCGACCGAACCUGGCUUGCAACUAGGUUACGCAGGCAUCGUCGGCCCUAUCGAGACCGACGGUAAUAGAAAUUGGUCCUCCUGCAAUUCGUGCGGACUCUACUACCUCAAGUGGAACCACACGCGUCCAGAGUACGUCUGGAGGAAAGAGCAAGCCACCAAGGCGUAUCAAGAGCGCAAGGCUACAGCUGCGGCUGCGAAGCGACGACGCGACACCGUCGAAGCGUGCAACGGCAAACGUGCCAAGAUGGAUGAAUCGGACGUUGACACGGCUUCGCCCUCCACGGUUUCGACGCCCUGGGACGAGUCAAUGACGUCGUCCAACUUUGACGCCACCACGCCCGCGUCCAGCGCGGGACGCAAGUCGAGCUUGCCACGCACCCUCAGCGAGGCGUGCAAUCGCGACGCCGAAAAGCGCGAUUCGGAGCGAAAACGCAAGACCAAGCUCAACAAGAAGAUGGCAGCCGGCCGUGAGAAAAUGUUUGACCCCAGCACGGGCCAGUGGCGUAGCAAGAGGAGCAUGCGCGAUAAUCCCCAGGGCAAGCGACCUGGACGCCCGAAAGGCUCUUUUAGGGCGCCACAGAAUGAAGGGCCGGUGUCCAAGUCGUCGCCGGUGACAGGGAAAAGGGCUGACAAAGACGUCUCGACGACUGCUGCCCAGAAGUCCGACACGGUAUCAUCGAGAAGACCGUCGACCUCGACCAGCUCCACGCAGGCCAGCACCAGCUCGAAUGCCAUCACAUCCAAGCCAAAGGACUCCGCACAAGCAUCGCCUGCCUCUUUCGGCCGUUCUUUACAGAGCAGCGAAUUCCGUGCACCAAUGCCGCCGCAGCAAGGCCGCCAGAUGUUUACUUCGCGCCCGAUCAACUUUGCACAGUCGAGCCCGGUGCGUCCGUCGAUGAAUGCUAGCUCGAUGCAGCCCGACGGCGUCAACACGCUGCCACAGCCCAACUUGGGCGACGGAAUGCUUGCAAGCCCUUCACGCGAUGUCCGAUUCCGCGUGCCGAGCUACCUGAUGAAUUCGAGCCCAGGAACCAUGCUCGACACGCUCAUGAGCGAGACCGACAUUGACUUUGAGGAGCUAGGUCCGCUCGGACCACUGCAGACGCCCGGCACUUUGGUUGGUGAUCUGAACCGCAACGGCCAGCACACUCCUCUACGAAGAAGUCCACGUAAGAACCCGCAGGGUACCAUCUCCGACUCGAAUCCUUACGCUUCGCCUUGCAGAAAGCGUGCGGCGAGUCCAGUGCUCGGAAGAGAGUUUGGGCCGAGCAUGGUCGGCUCGAAUGGUUCGCCCGGUGGACGAUUUGGCGGCGCGUCGUCAUCAUACAACGACAGUCCGGUGACGCGCAGUCGCACACGCUCCGGUCAAGGUGUGCUGCAUCGUGCGCUCUUCUCUUCGAGCGAUGCGCGCUCGAAUGGCAACGGCAAGUCGAGCAGCAACCUCACCUCGCCCGCUCCGCUCGCUUCGGCGGGCUCGCCUGCUUCGCCUGCUUCACCAUCAGAACAGGUUAACACGAACAAAUCGGCGCGCGGCGCAACCAAGCGCAAGUCGCAAGUGUCAACCAAGCCGAGCCAAGUGGAGGCGAGCGCUCGACGCGGUGCGUCUCGUGGAGUGGAUGCGGACGACAAAGACGACAAGGCCGAGGCACAAUUUGUCAAAGGACCUUACCGCGGAUCAGGGAGCGAGAGUCGCGAGGGAUCGGCGGGUUUGACGUCGUGUCCUGCGUCGCCGAGUCUGGGUCGUGUGACGCGCAAGUUGGCACGCAACCUCAGCUGCGCCAGUACGCAGUCUAGGUUGAACAACGGCGCGGCCAAGCUUGCGCAUCUCGAGCUGCCGCAUAGCAGCCCACUGUUUGAUCAUCCCACUGAACAAAGUUCAACGAGCACGAUCGAGGUGGAUGGAUGGGGACGCACAUCUAGCAUGAGAGAGAUCUUCCCAACUCCGAGCGAGCUCGAUUGGCCUAGCGACGCUUCGCCCGGUCAUGCGCGUGCUUCGCAGUCGCCUGUUAAGACACAAUAUGGCGCCGAGCUUAAGCAGGCGGCUGAAUCGGAAUCGGAGAAGGAGAAAGAGAAGGAGAAAGAGAAGGAGAAAGAGAAGGAGAAAGAAGAAGGCGAGGUAGCCAACUUGCAGCCACCGACCGCAAUCGUUCGGCGUCGGCCUCUACCAGCGACGGUUGAGGAUGCUUCGUCGUCGAUCUCGGGCUCGUCUCCUGCGGGAUCGGACGAUUCACCGGACGCCGGGAACGCGAACCUGUUCGAGCUGUUCGAAGAUCCGUACGGGAUUCUUGCAGCUUCUGGAUUUGGGAUUGAUGCAGACGGAGUGCUUACAUCGCUCUCGAUGCCUGUUGAUGCAGACGAGCAGUCGCGCAGUAACAAGCAGAUGGCGGCUGCGGCUGCGGCUGCGGCUGCGGCUCGUGCGCCGGCGAUCACAGCUGACAGCUUUAACGAUAUCCAGCUGCAUCCAGACACCGAGUUUGGCGCGCAUCUCGCCGACUUGAGCGCUACGCGCAGCACCGCCAUCGCAGCACACGUCGCCUCUACCAACCGCUCUGGCUCGCCCAGGGCUGUACAACUCACUGCGUCCACCAGGAACGCAAUCGGAUCGCAUUCUGGCAUACUGCCUACACUCGCUCCGGAAAUGUGUUUCGGCUCGCAGAAAUCCGCCUCGCCCAGCAUCCCAGAGCUCCUCAGUCCACACAGACCGUGGCGUUCGUCCACCACUUCUCCCACGAAACCACAUGCUCCUCUCGACCACUCGGACCAGGACUUUUCGAACCUCUUCGGUAACCCCGACAUCCACGCUCUCCUGACCCAGUUCCACUCCUAG
Molecule: messenger RNA, 4539 nt
Organism: Mycosarcoma maydis (corn smut)
Lineage: Eukaryota; Fungi; Basidiomycota; Ustilaginomycetes; Ustilaginales
Exons: 1
Coding region: 1-4539 (1512 amino acids)
Biological process (GO): regulation of DNA-templated transcription
Molecular function (GO): zinc ion binding
Source: RefSeq, a predicted model, not a curated record